Molecule: messenger RNA, 519 nt
Organism: Trematosphaeria pertusa
Lineage: Eukaryota; Fungi; Ascomycota; Dothideomycetes; Pleosporales; Trematosphaeriaceae
Exons: 2
Coding region: 21-350 (109 amino acids)
Biological process (GO): translation
Cellular component (GO): ribosome
Molecular function (GO): structural constituent of ribosome
Source: RefSeq, a predicted model, not a curated record
CCCCCAAUCCAGCCGCCGCAAUGCUCCCACGAACCCUCCUCCUCCCGCUCCGGCACACCCUCCUAUCCACCCGUCCAGCGCUCCCCUCCGCCGCCGCGCGCUCAAUCCACACCUCGACCCUCUCGCAACAACGACCCUCAAUACGCCGAAACCCGAACACCUUCGCAGAACUGAGCUCGCGGUUCAAUGGCUUGCGGCUGCAAACACAACAGCAGCAGACAAGGGGAAUGAAGGUGCGCAGCUCGGUCAAGAAGCUGUGCGAUGGGUGCAAGAGCGUGCGUAGGAAGAAGGGGAAGUAUGUGUAUAUUAUUUGUAGUAAGAAUCCGAAGCAUAAGCAGAGGCAAGGAUAGGCGAUGGUGAUAUGGCGGAGAUUUGGAUCGAGAAGGCGUGUGGGAGGGUGUCUGCCGGGACGGUGUUGGGCUACUAGUAUGGUGCGGGAGUUGAAUGAUAAGAGAGGAGGAUUGUAUCAUAUGUUUGCAUGCCCUGCAUUGAGGGCGUUGGAGGAACUCGUAUCGCGGG